Messenger RNA from Metarhizium robertsii ARSEF 23, 330 nucleotides. RefSeq names its product Zn(II)2Cys6 transcription factor. NCBI's taxonomy places the organism in Eukaryota, Fungi, Ascomycota, Sordariomycetes, Hypocreales, Clavicipitaceae. Bases 1 to 330 code for a protein of 109 amino acids. The transcript has a single exon. The record is from RefSeq and is a predicted model, not a curated record.
AUGGCAUCCGACAUCUUCUCACCAGGUUCGUCCCAGCGCCCUGAUCGACAGCAAGGCCUUUCGGGAUGCAUAGUGCUGUUCCCGUCUACAUCUCUCCUGAUUUGCACUACAAGCGGUCGCGGCUUGGUCGGCUGGUUUUGCAGCCUCGAAAGUCGGGAGAACCAACGAUCGACAGGUUCUCAUCCGGAAGAGAACUCCGAGCGAUGGGCUGAGACGAAGCAUGGUGAGGAUGGAUGCAAAUCACCCUUUGAAACCAUCACUCAAAAAUGCAGAACGCCAAAAACCACCACCGACCUCCCGCUCGGCCAGUUUGUCAUUGUUUUCACUUGA